Molecule: messenger RNA, 294 nt
Organism: Lagenorhynchus albirostris (white-beaked dolphin)
Lineage: Eukaryota; Metazoa; Chordata; Mammalia; Artiodactyla; Delphinidae
Gene: CCL20
Product: C-C motif chemokine ligand 20
Exons: 4
Coding region: 1-294 (97 amino acids)
Biological process (GO): immune response; chemokine-mediated signaling pathway; cellular response to interleukin-1
Cellular component (GO): extracellular region
Molecular function (GO): chemokine activity; CCR chemokine receptor binding
Source: RefSeq, a predicted model, not a curated record
AUGAUGUGCAGUAGCAAGAGUUUGCUCCUGGCUGCUUUGAUGUCACUGCUGCUACUCCACCUCUGCAGCAAGUCAGAAGCAGCAAGCAGCUUUGACUGCUGCCUCCAAUAUACAGAAAAAAUCCUUCAUCCCAAAUUUAUCGUGGGGUUCACACAGCAGCUGGCCAAUGAAGCUUGUGACAUCAAUGCAGUCAUCUUAUACACAAAGAGAAGAUUAGCUGUGUGUGCAGAUCCAAAGAAGAGUUGGGUGAAACAUGUAGUGCAUAUCCUCAGUCAAAGAGUCAAGAAGAUGUAA